Molecule: messenger RNA, 1112 nt
Organism: Colletotrichum phormii
Lineage: Eukaryota; Fungi; Ascomycota; Sordariomycetes; Glomerellales; Glomerellaceae
Product: thymidylate kinase
Exons: 3
Coding region: 182-991 (269 amino acids)
Biological process (GO): dTDP biosynthetic process; dTTP biosynthetic process; dUDP biosynthetic process
Cellular component (GO): nucleus; cytoplasm; cytosol
Molecular function (GO): ATP binding; dTMP kinase activity; nucleoside diphosphate kinase activity
Source: RefSeq, a predicted model, not a curated record
AUUCCGGGGCUCCACUCGGCCCGCAUGUGCCCACUACACCUCAGCAUCCAGAACCGCACCACUCGACAGCCACUCGCAUCUCUCACCAGCGCAGUGGCCCGCACUCAUAUCCGCUCAUUGGAUCAUAAAAGGUAGAUAUUGCAGUACCGAAACGUGCUGUGAAACGGCAUUCCGAGACUCAAUGGCAUCGAUCAAUGACCUCGCCACGGCGGCCAUAGCGACUUCGGCCGCAACCGGCGGGCAGGCCGGGGAUGCCCUCCCCGUCACCACGCCGCCGGCGGGUGUCAUUCGCGGCGCCUUCAUUGCCUUUGAAGGCCUUGAUCGGAGCGGCAAGACUACGCAGGUGAAGUUGCUUGAGCAGCGGUUGAUUGAGGAGGGGAAGAAGGUCAAAGUCAUGCGGUUUCCGGACAGAACAACGCCUAUUGGCCAGAUGAUUGAUGCCUAUCUCAAGAGCUCGGUCGAGAUGGAAGACCACGUCAUCCACCUCCUCUUUAGCGCAAACAGAUGGGAAGCAGUAAAAAACAUCCAAAAUCUCCUGGCGUCAGGAUACACCGUCAUCUGCGACAGGUAUUACCACUCCGGCAUCGUCUACUCCGCCGCGAAACAGAACCCCCACCUGAACCUCCACUGGGCACGCCAACCGGAACUCGGCCUCCCCCGACCGGAUCUCGUUCUGUUUCUCGACCUCGAAGAGGCCGUCGCCAGAGAGCGCGGGGGCUGGGGCGGGGAGGUGUACGAAAAGGCCGAGUUCCAGAAGCGGGUACGCGAGCUGUUCUGGGGGCUGAGCUUGGGGCGAGUUGGGCCUGAUGGCGGGCUGGGCGAGGAGGGCAGGGUUGAUCGGGAGUUCCGGCAGGAGGAGGAGGAUCUGGUUGUGGUUGAUGCUGGGGGCACGCUGGAGGAUGUUGCGGAGGAGAUUUGGAGGAAGAUUGGGCCGAGGGUGGAGGGGGUUGAGAAGGGCGAGGCUGGGAGCACGGUGAGGGUUGUGUCAUGAGUUGCGUAACUCAUGAUUUACAGAGCAGAGGGUAAUUCUGGCUAGCGUUGUCGAAUGGUGUGGAAUUUGGUGAAGAUGCGUAGAGUACUUGGACCAACAUAAUCGAUUCCACUGGCUAAGC